Messenger RNA from Rhagoletis zephyria (snowberry fruit fly), 1686 nucleotides. The record is from RefSeq and is a predicted model, not a curated record. NCBI's taxonomy places the organism in Eukaryota, Metazoa, Arthropoda, Insecta, Diptera, Tephritidae.
AUGUCUGCCAUUUGGAAGUACUUUGAUCCAAUUAAAGAUGAUAAUGGAACAACGGUCGCUGGAAAAUGCAAGAUACCUUCUUGCCAGAAAGUCCUCAAAUACAAUGGAACUAGCAGCAUGCGGAAUCACGUAACCAAAGUUCACAAAUUAUCUAUUACUUCAGAAAAGGGCAAUUCAAAUAUCCUUACUACAACGAUUGAAUUGGUACAGCCUGCUAUCACCGAAUAUUUUCCACCACUCAAUCAUGAAUCUCUAAACGCAACUAUUGCUCGUCUGUGUGCACAAGACGGACUGACUUUUUUAGUCCUAGCUACUUCUAAAACAAUUCGCAAGUUGAUUAAAGAUGGAGGAUAUGAAAACCUUCCAGAGUCGCCUAACACCAUCAACAAUUGUGUCAAAGAAUUUUCCAAAGAAGUAAUUGAACUUUACAAAAAUGAAAUCUCCAAAGAGCUACAAUCCAUUUCUCUACUCGCUGUUUCUUUUGACGAAUGGACAUCAAUAAACAACAAGCGCUAUAUGAAUGUCAUUUUGCAUUCAGCAAACAAACAAUGGAAUCUAGGCCUUGUUCGGAUUGAAGGAAAGACUAACGCAUCUCUAUCAAACUCUCAACUGCUUUCACAACUAGAAAAAUUUGAUGUUUCGUUUUCAAAUUUAAUUUGCAUGAUGAGUGAUGGUGCUGCAAUUAACGGUUGUAUGGCAAAAGAAGUGCACUUAAUUCAGCAAGAGUGUCUGGCGCAUGGAGUGCAGCUGGCGGUUAAAAAAGCUUUGUACAGUGAAAAAGAUUCUGAGAAAGAAAGCGAUUCUUCCGAAGACGAACUUCAAGACGAGUUGGGACUCCUAGCAUUUGAAAAUGCUUUUCCAAAUUUUACUCCGCGUUUCAAUCAACCUGAAAUCUCAAGUGCAAUCACAAAAGUUCGAAACAUCGUUAAAUAUUUUCGAAAAUCGCCUGUAAGAAAUGACGCACUGAAAUCCCGAAUCAAGGAGGACAUUCAAAAAGUGAAGAAUUUAAUACUUGAUAGCCGUACAAGGUGGAGUUCACUCAACAAAAUGCUGACUAGAUAUUACGAAGUCCGAGAACCUAUUACUUACAUUCUGCAUGUUUUGAACAAAAAUGAAUUGGCGAUUUCUACAGAAGAACAGCAAACUAUACAUUCAAUCAUUUCUGCACUCACUCCGAUUGAGCAAUGUGUAAACUCAUUGUGUCGCAAAGAAUGCACUUUAUAUGAAGCUCAUUUGUCAAUUGAAGUAGCUUUGGAUGAGCUAAAUGAGUCGAAUACUGAACUUGCUGUUGAAUUGCACAAUUUGAUUAUUCAAAAGUUAUCCUCUCGAUUUUCUAAAAUUUACUUUGUUCAGCUAUAUCUGGAAGACAAACUGCUCAUAGAAAAUCCAAAGUACUUUCUAGCUAUGCCAUCCAAAAGAAUGCUUCUUAAAACAAUGAAAGAAAUCAUCAAAAAAGCCUCCUUGCUCGAAAAAAGUGAGUCCAGUUUCGACAGUCAAAAUGACACCAACUUUGCAAGUCAAACUUCUUCAGAAUCGUCAUUUUACGAUAAAGUUGAAGCAAAGAAAAACCAGCCUAACAAUACAAAAGGAACUGUUGAGCAACGUUUAAUUGAGGAAGUUAAUCUUUACGAAGAAUCAAACUACAAAGGAGUUUUGCUGCAAAAAGUUUUAGCAAUUACUAAAACA